AAGAUGAGCGCCUGUGGAAGGAAGGCCCUGACCCUGCUGAGCAGCGUCUUUGCCGUCUGUGGCCUGGGCCUCCUGGGCAUCGCCGUCAGCACUGACUACUGGCUCUACCUGGAGGAGGGUGUGGUCCUGCCCCAGAACCAGAGCGCCGAGGUCAGGAUGUCCCUGCACUCAGGCCUCUGGCGGGUCUGCUUCCUGGCAGGUGAGGAACGAGGACGCUGCUUCACCAUAGAAUAUGUGAUGCCCAUGAACUCCCAGCUAACAUCUGAGUCCACAGUCAACGUUCUAAAAAUGAUUCGCUCAGCCACGCCGUUCCCUCUGGUCAGCCUCUUCUUCAUGUUCAUUGGGUUUAUUCUGAGCAACAUAGGACACAUCCGUCCCCACAGGACAAUACUGGCCUUUGUUUCCGGCAUCUUCUUUAUCCUCUCGGGCCUCUCGCUCGUUGUGGGCCUGGUGCUCUACAUCUCCAGCAUCAACGAUGAGAUGCUCAACAGGACCAAAGAUGCAGAGACCUACUUCAAUUACAAAUACGGGUGGUCGUUUGCCUUUGCUGCCAUCUCCUUUCUUUUGACAGAGAGUGCUGGAGUGAUGUCGGUGUACCUGUUCAUGAAGAGGUACACGGCCGAGGACAUGUACAGGCCCCAUCCCGGCUUCUACCGCCCGCGUCUGAGCAACUGCUCCGAUUACUCUGGUCAGUUCCUGCACCCGGAUGCCUGGAUCCGGGGCCGCAGCCCCUCUGACAUAUCCAGCGAUGCUUCUUUGCAGAUGAGCAGCAACUACCCAGCCUUGCUCAAGUGCCCCGACUAUGACCAGAUGUCUUCUUCUCCCUGCUGAGCUCUCCCGACACCCAGCUGGGACUGAGGACAGCCGAGAAUCCCUUCCCUUCCCCCCUGCCAGGCCCUGAGCCCCAGGCCGCCUCCUGCUUAGCCACGGUUACUUGACCUUGUUCUCUCCCUGUUUUUCCUGGAGCAGCUCUA
Octodon degus (degu) is the source of this 974-nucleotide messenger RNA. RefSeq names its product calcium voltage-gated channel auxiliary subunit gamma 5 (gene Cacng5). Gene Ontology annotation, biological process: calcium ion transport; positive regulation of synaptic transmission, glutamatergic; transmission of nerve impulse. NCBI's taxonomy places the organism in Eukaryota, Metazoa, Chordata, Mammalia, Rodentia, Octodontidae. Gene Ontology annotation, cellular component: AMPA glutamate receptor complex; postsynaptic density membrane. The record is from RefSeq and is a predicted model, not a curated record. Bases 4 to 831 code for a protein of 275 amino acids. The transcript has 5 exons. Gene Ontology annotation, molecular function: voltage-gated calcium channel activity; channel regulator activity.